AUGACAACUCACUGGAGUGAACUCCACAAGCAGUAUCUGCCUUGCUGGGAGCGAGCAGUGCAACACCUGUCUCUGCUGCGAGAUGCCGACCUGAUUCUGUAUACAUCGGGGAACGUCAGUAGUUCGGAGCUCGCGCGAUUUCAUUUCCGCAACAUGACGGUCAGGAAGUACAUCAACACAGGCUGGCAAGCAGGCGCCAUUCAAGCUGUGAAAGAUGGCUUUGGCACAAGAGGCUAUCAGGAAAAGUGGUUUGACGGCUAUGAUUGGGUUAUCAGGCUAAAUCCGGAUGUUCUGAUUAUGGAUGAGAAGUGGCUCUUGGAGACGAUGGGGGAUGCCUCAGUCGACGGUAUCUUUGGAGAGUGCAUGGGCAGGCAACUCCACACGGACUUUUUCGCAGUGCGCCCACAAGCGAUGGACCGCAGGAUUGUGGACGGAUGCACACCGACAUCCGCCGAAAAGCAUUUUGAAUGUGCUGUCAAGAACAUUCUGAAAUCCAAGAGGUAUGCCUGGAUCAAGAACUACAAGAACGCCGCCUGCCACAUCGUCGGAGCCAACUCACCUGUCGUCCAUUCCCACGCACUUUGGAAAUGUUGCCCUGACUACUUCGCGGCCCACGAGUCUUCUCUUUGCCUGGAGGCUUUGGAGCAGGGCAAUCCGCAUUGA
This is a messenger RNA of Symbiodinium sp. CCMP2456, 663 nucleotides long. Lineage: Eukaryota; Dinophyceae; Suessiales; Symbiodiniaceae. The record is from the annotation of a GenBank genome assembly.